AUGGACCAGGCGAUCUCUACUCCUUUCACCCCUGAAAUCGAGCAGGCUGCUCCCCCGAAGCGAUUCUCAACGCCUUCUUUUACGCAUUUCAAGGGAGAUUCCGAUCCCGAGAGCCACCUAAAACACUUCAAAAGACUGGUUCCACACCCUGCCAUCGGGUCGAUCAACAGCUUCAAGGAGCUUGCUUAUGUCUUCACUAAAGAAUACACUUCUUAUCGGUCAAUCAAGAAGAAUCCUGACCAUCUGUUCAACCUGCACAAGAAGUCCAAUGAAUCCCUGCGAGACUACAUCAAGAGGUUCAAGGCGGAGAGGGCAAACACUGUAGGAUGUGAUGACCAAAUUGCGUUCUCUGCCUUCAAGAGGGGGUUGCCAACUGAAUGUGAGCUGUAUCGCGAGUUGACCAUCUAUCCUCGCCAAACACUGGUAGAAGUCUUCGCUAUAGCAGAGCGCUACGCAUUAUGGGACGACGACCGGAUCGCCACGAAGAAGGCUGAUCAAGUAGCUAAGCAGGCAAGCCAAGAGAACGGCAAGCGCAGAUCACAGCCUCAGGAAGGUGUUUCAGCAGCGGAGAGCUACACCAAGUUCACUAUCCCGAUACACCAGAUCCUGGCCCAAGUAAAAGACAUGCCUUGGUUGAAGAAACCAUCGCCUUUAAAGGGAAACCCAACCAAGAAGGAUACCAGUAGAUACUGCACAUUCCAUGAAGGGCAUGGUCAUUACACAAACGACUGCUUCGCCUGGAAAAGGCACCUUGAAGAUCUAGUCAGAGACGGCCAUUGCACGAAUUCAUCGCAAGGAGGGCUAUCCAGCAAAUCAAGGAUUGUGACGCAGCUAACGAUGAACCUCCACGAAAAAGGUCAUAUGGAUCAACACGAUCCUAGCUGA
Molecule: messenger RNA, 885 nt
Organism: Prunus armeniaca (apricot)
Lineage: Eukaryota; Viridiplantae; Streptophyta; Magnoliopsida; Rosales; Rosaceae
Source: the annotation of a GenBank genome assembly